UCAUUGAUGAAGUGUGUGGAAGUAAAUUGGAUGGCAAUAUUGACGGGACCCGAGGCAACCGGAAAGACAAGUUUAGUGAGAUUAUUAGCAAAACUCACCGGGAAUAAGUUGGAAGAAUUUUCGAUGAAUAGUUCUGUUGAUACCACGGAAUUAUUAGGAGGGUUUGAACAAUUGGAAUUAUCUAGACAUCGACAAAUGGUGAUCGACGAAUUAAUCAGUAUUAGUAAUAGAACAUCGAAGCUACUAUUAAUAAAAAAUCGAAAUUCCAUUGAUGAAGCCAGAAAUGUUCAAUUGCCCGAUGAUCUUCAAAUUUCGCAAGUCAUCACUCAACUUUGCCAUUUUACUUUUACCCUAAAGAAUCAUCAAAAGUUUAACGACGACAGUUUUAGCCAAGUGAACUCGUCGAUUAUGGAUUUCGGUCUUGUUAAUCAAUUGCUAACGAUACUUGACAGAACGAUCCGUGAUUUUGAUCUCCCAUUGAAGGAUACCUUGCAACAUUUAACUGAAGAGAUCGUGAAGCUUAAAUUCAUGGAAAGCGAGGUUACCGCGGGAUGUUUUGAAUGGAUCGAUGGAGUUUUGAUUAAUGCUUUGUUGAACGGUAAUUGGCUUCUCAUAGACAAUGCAAAUCUUUGUAGCCCUUCCGUCCUCGAUAGACUUAAUCCUUUGCUUGAACCGAAUGGGUUCUUGAUGGUCAAUGAAAAAGGGAUGACUGAUG
This is a messenger RNA of Acaulospora colombiana, 715 nucleotides long. The record is from the annotation of a GenBank genome assembly. Lineage: Eukaryota; Fungi; Glomeromycota; Glomeromycetes; Diversisporales; Acaulosporaceae.